Molecule: messenger RNA, 2461 nt
Organism: Helianthus annuus (common sunflower)
Lineage: Eukaryota; Viridiplantae; Streptophyta; Magnoliopsida; Asterales; Asteraceae
Product: endoglucanase 6
Exons: 9
Coding region: 224-2092 (622 amino acids)
Biological process (GO): carbohydrate metabolic process
Molecular function (GO): carbohydrate binding; hydrolase activity, hydrolyzing O-glycosyl compounds
Source: RefSeq, a predicted model, not a curated record
UUCACUCUUCAAUUUUCCCAAUAAUUAGGUAUAACUAAUAAAAUAUUAAUUCAAACAAACACAUUAAUUACUCAUCUUCCCCUUCAUCUCCCCAUAUAUAUACAACCCUUCCCUCCACCUUCUUCCCCAACUCUCCAUCUCUUUUCUCUCUCUAAAACCCACUUUAAUCUAUAAGUUUACACCCACAUUGCCAUUUCAGUUGAAUUUGGUGUCUGUUUGUUCAAUGGGACUUUGUUCAAUGGCAAGUGCUCUGUUGUUUAUGCUUGUGGGUGUUGUACCUUUGGCUUUAGCGGGUGGACAUGAUUACGGUGCCGCAUUAAGUAAAAGCAUUCUGUUCUUUGAAGCUCAGAGAUCCGGUUAUCUUCCUGGUAAUCAGAGAGUUAAAUGGAGAGGCAAUUCUGGGCUCUAUGAUGGCAAAGCCAAUGGGGUGGAUCUGGUGGGAGGAUACUAUGAUGCAGGGGAUAAUGUGAAAUUUGGGCUUCCAAUGGCAUUUACAGUGACAAUGAUGUCAUGGAGUAUUUUGGAAUAUGGUAACCAAAUGGGGGCUACUGGUGAGUUGGGUAAUGCAAUGGAUGCUGUCAAAUGGGGUACUGAUUAUCUCAUUAAAGCUCACCCUCACCCUCAUGUUUUGUACGGAGAGGUGGGAGAUGGUAAUACUGACCACUACUGUUGGCAAAGGCCAGAGGACAUGACGACGUCUCGGUAUGCUUAUCGAGUCGACCAGAAUAACCCUGGUUCGGAUCUUGCUGGAGAAACUGCCGCCGCUAUGGCUGCUGCUUCUAUGGUGUUCCGCCACGCUAACCCCGCUUACUCUCGAGAGCUUCUUACCCAUGCCGGACAGUUGUUUGAUUUUGCGGACAAGUACAGGGGCAAAUAUGACAGUAGCAUUACUGUGGCUCAGAAGUACUACCGAUCUGUCAGUGGAUACGCUGAUGAAUUGCUUUGGGCAGCUGCUUGGAUGUACAAGGCAACAAACAAUGAGUACUACUUGGAUUAUCUUGGUGAGAAUGGGGAUGCCCUUGGUGGGACCGGGUGGGCCAUGACGGAGUUUGGUUGGGACGUUAAGUAUGCCGGUGUUCAGACUCUUGUUGCUAAGUUUUUGAUGGGAGGGAAAGCCGGCAGCCAUGCUCCGGUGUUCGGAAAGUAUCAAGAAAAGGCAGAAUCUUUCAUGUGUUCAUGUCUUGGCAAGAGUAGUCAAAAUGUUCAAAAGACUCCUGGUGGUCUCAUUUACAAGCAAAGAUGGAACAACUUGCAGUUCGUCACAAGUGCAUCUUUCCUACUCACAGUCUACUCAGAUUACUUGACAUCCGCCCGAAGAGACCUACAUUGUUCUUCGGGCCCUGUCGCCCCAUCAGAGCUACUUGCAUUCGCCAAAUCUCAAGUGGAUUACAUUCUUGGUGACAAUCCAAGGGCAACAAGUUACAUGGUUGGAUAUGGCAACAACUACCCACAACAAGUUCACCACAGAGGUUCAUCAAUUGUUUCGGUUAAGGUUGACCCGUCGUUUGUUAGCUGUAGAGGUGGUUAUGCAACAUGGUUCAGUAGAAAAGCGAGUGACCCGAAUCUUUUGACUGGUGCCAUUGUUGGUGGGCCUGACGCUUAUGACAAUUUUGCUGACCAUAGAGACAAUUAUGAGCAGACCGAGCCUGCUACCUAUAACAACGCACCGCUUCUUGGUAUUUUGGCUAGGCUACAUGGUGGUCAAGGUGGUUACAACCAACUGCUUCCGGUUGAAGUUCAUGUUGCUAAGCCUAUUGCCGCUCAACCAAAGCCUAAUCCAGUUAAAGAAACUCCAUUUGCAGCUCCGGUUGUCAUUGAACAAAAGCCGACAACUUCAUGGGUAGCAAAUGGGAAAACAUACUACAGAUACUCAGCUAUAGUGACCAACAAAUCAGGGAAGACGAUCAAGAACCUUAACCUAUCGGUCUCCAACCUCUACGGUCCUCUAUGGGGUCUAACCAAGAGCCCAAGUGGUUCAUACGGCUUCCCAACAUGGGUUAGCUCAUUACCAGCUGGCAAAAGCAUGGAGUUUGUUUACAUCCAUGCGGCUUCACCCGCACAAGUUUCACUCUCAAGCUACACAUUGGCGUAAAAGGUUACGAAUGUGAUCAUUAGACGAAUUAAUUUGAGGUAUAUUUUUCGAGGUUUUAAACAUUUACGCAGCCAUACAAGAAGCUACCAAGGGAAGUGGUUUUCUAAGUGUGAUUUUUAGGUUAUUUUAUAAUUUAAGGUGUGUAAGAAUGGAGGAAGAAAGGAGUGAAGAGAGGAUUUUAAAGAAGUGCUCAUCCUCUUUCUCAUCCUCUUUGAUUAGCAUAGGGUUUGAAUGAUAUAGAUUAGAGCUAAUGUUUGUUUUCACUUCAAGUUAGCUUUUUGGAGUUAUCUUCACUUGUUUUUUGUGUGUUUGGUUGUGAAAAUUUGGCAACAUCUCAAGUUCUAAUAUAAACAUAGAUUAUGCAACACA